CAGCUUUCUUCAGAUCAUGAGCAAGAUGGAGCCCGCAGAGUCUCAGCAGUUACUCGUAUCCCGUCUCGGGUCUCUCACCGCUCAGCUCACCUCACAGAGAGAGCCCGAUGCCAAAACCGAGACUGAGCUUGUCUCUUUACUAGACGAUAUUGCAACAGUCCUCAAAGAUGAGUCUCACAGGGCAAACCUAGGAGCAACGAAGCUUCCAGAUACUAUAUGUGCUCUGCUGAACCUGCUCUCCACGUCGAGCAACAUAGUCAACCCUGAUGCUGCUCUCAAAGAGGUCGGGAGAGUAUCGGCUAAUCUGGUGGUGCAAAAUGACCCCAAUCGAAACAUAAUGUGUGCCUUGGGGUAUAUCGAUACGGUCCUCUCACCUGCUACGCUCGGACGAGGCCCUCGCCCGUGCGACCACGCUCUCGUUGCGAGCCUUUACAACCUCGUCGUUGAGGGCAAUGGUGAGUGCCACUGCACUAGGGUCCAAGCUGAUAUCUAGAGUCAUGUAUUGCCGCCAUGAGACUCGCGAACAACUUUCGACAGCUCAGUAUAUCGGCAGAGGUUUAUUUCUUGCAUAUCUUGCAACCUCAGCCCUGCACCCCUGAGGACGCGAACGUUUGCAUUUGGCUAUGGACUGUGAUACAACGGUCGACAAGCAGCAACGGGAUCGAACUAGCAUCUGUAUUAGACGAAGAUACCACCUCAAGACUGAUGGCUCCCAUUCGGCAACUAGCAUCUCCCUUAAGCUCCCCUAAUGACUUUCAGCAACAGGAAACCAUGCUGGAAACACUGAAUUUGUCUUGUCAAAUUAUCGAAAUGGUACUAUCCAGCUCGUAUUCUGCUGGCCACCAGGCGCUACUUUUGCCUGGACAAAGACUGGACGUCAUUCUCGACUUUAUCGAGCACGCAGAACCCUCACUACAUGCCUUAGUCGGCGGAGAGAACGGAACUGGAGACGGCUCGGAGGAAGAUGAAGAGCUUGAUCCCGAACAGAGCAUGGGCGAUUCCAAAGCAUACCUCGCACACGGUAUAGUCUCUGUCAGUAGCGAGAUGUCAGAUGUUGCAGAUGCAGCAGCUUUCUGGGCGCGUCUUGGACGAUGGCUUGCAAGCGAUAUAGAAAAGAGAAAGGACCUCGUAGAAUGCGCCCUUCUCGGCAUGGGAAAUAGUGUGAAAGAUGAUGCUAGUGCGCACAGAAUACUCUCGGGAGAUAUUGUCCCCUUCGACUGUAUCAUGAAAAUGCUCCGUCCCGAGACCCCCGCUACCACUCAACAUGCUCUAGUCGGUCUUCUCAGAAAUCUAUCAAUCUCAGUGGAAGGUCAGAAGCUACUAUCUACUCUUGAUGUAGGCGACAAACUGGUGGAUAUGGGAGUAUGGGAUGAAAAAAGAGAUAUGUUGGGAUCUGUUCAGGGCGGAGCAAUUGGUAUUUUCAAAAACCUUUGCAAAGGUCAGCCUGCAACUGCCUCCCAUCUUAUCGUAUGCUACAAAGACCAGCUACUCGCCCUUCUAGACCGUACCAACGAUCAGGCCAUCAAAUUUGAAGGUAUCCGUGUCUUUGUCAAUGUUGCACGCAACCUACCCAAAGGUCUGGACCUCGCGGGAAAGCAAGCACUGCAAGACCAACGCAUCGCAAGGCUUAUGGUUGACAUGCUUUCAAAUGCCUAUGAACACCCUAUCCUUCAAGGAGAGGCAAUCUUGGGCCUUGCGCUGCUGGCCGUGUUUGGCUCUGCAAAAGCUGAAGUAUUGAAGGCUAUGAAUGAGACGUGCCCUGAAAGUCCAGGCAAGACCGGGGAGCAGCAAUUGCGAAACAUCUUGCUGAGCGGUAAGGACAGCCUCAGCGAGGAGAUUCGCCAGAAUGGAGAAACCCUAAUAUCUCUCCUAUCGGGUCAGCAGAAAGUAGAGUAGCCGCAUAUUGAUGAAUGAACAUGAUUUUGCUG
Molecule: messenger RNA, 1928 nt
Organism: Cryptococcus amylolentus CBS 6039
Lineage: Eukaryota; Fungi; Basidiomycota; Tremellomycetes; Tremellales; Cryptococcaceae
Exons: 7
Coding region: 511-1896 (461 amino acids)
Biological process (GO): positive regulation of GTPase activity
Cellular component (GO): cytosol
Molecular function (GO): guanyl-nucleotide exchange factor activity
Source: RefSeq, a predicted model, not a curated record